Drosophila montana is the source of this 1157-nucleotide messenger RNA. RefSeq lists its product as uncharacterized. The record is from RefSeq and is a predicted model, not a curated record. Bases 63 to 584 code for a protein of 173 amino acids. NCBI's taxonomy places the organism in Eukaryota, Metazoa, Arthropoda, Insecta, Diptera, Drosophilidae. The transcript has a single exon.
GUGAUCUUCAGUUCUUCAAAAUUUUAUUUGCACGCGUUUUUUUUAAAGUAAAUUGCGAAAUAAUGUCCGCUCAAGAAGAACAAUAUACAAAAUAUUUAAACGAGAAUGGCAUAUUGCCGCGAUUGCUGCAAAUACUGGAGCAAUUAGUGAAUAUUGAUCCGUUGCCAACGGAUCCGCUAAUGGAAAUUCUGCACGCACUCGGCUGCCCCCUCAUACCGCAGGCCCAAAUGAAAGCGCUGGAGCGCAAAGUAUCGCGGGCACAGGAUGAGCUGCGCUAUCUGCGACGCGUGCUGAUCGAGCUGGGCGGGCAGGACGAGCUCUACGACAGCGACACGGACGAAAAUGAGUAUGUGGGCCAUGUGGGAGAAAUGGGCGCUGCGCCACUCUACUCGCCAGAUUCCGCCGACGAGGAGGAGGCUGAGCAAGACGAUCAGGAUUGCUCUAUGCCCAGACGAACACCGCAGCCACAGUACGUUUUGGAAGCGUCUAUUGCCAUUAGGGAGGAGCAGCCGCAGCACGCCGAAUACGAUGAGGAGCAGCCCUGCUGCAGCCACUCCAUACAGGCCAAUGCGCAGCAGUUUUAGAGUUCAAUUUAUGUAUCGAGUACAUAUAUCCGCACUAUAUAUCAUAUAUAUAUAUAGCUAUAUACUGUAUAAUUGCAUGCGCCCUGAGAGGAAUUCACAAUUUACAUUUAUCAAUUUUUGUUCAACAGAUGCAUUUUACAAUGUGAAUCGAUUAGACAACGCCAGAUCGUUGCAGAUUAUGUAAACCUAUAUAAACAAUUACGAAAUAAGCAUUAAGUCCACGCUAGAACGUGGCGUAUCACAUAAUUCCAAAAAGUUACAAGUUUUUUACAUAUAUUUUGUUAAGCGAAUGCAUUUUGAAAAAAAUUAUAAAAAAUUAAGUUAAAAGCCAACAUUUAAUUGUUGCACAUUAUGUUAAAGUAAUACUAUAGCGCCGACCAUGUAUAUAUAUAUAUAUGGCAGAUCCUUGAACAGUAUAUAAGAGAAUUACUGUAGCUGUAAUGAUAUGGAAUGUUCGGUCGUAGACCUUGGGAUCUAGGAUUGAUUCGCAACAUAUUAAUUUCUGAAAAUCCUACUUUUUCCAAUCAAAAUAUAAAAACUAAUUUUUAAACUAAAGUUAAAAGCUUAUGAAAA